GUUUGACGGCCAUAUUGAAUCCAAGUAAGGACGAAUAAGUGAGGAGAGAAAGGUCAGAGGAUCUGAGCUGCGAUGAUAAUGAACAGACAUCUGAGGACAUUUCUAGUUUGUAUGGUCAGAGUUAGGACUGAUGUGUCCUCCAGCAGGACUUCAUCCCUCUGUCCUUAUACAUGCAUUGCACCUUUCCGGGCUCAUUCAUCGGGCGUGAAAACGCGCUCGUAUCUGCAGUAUGUUAAAAGGAAAAUACUAACACCCAAAGCCCCUCCGUACAGCCACGUGUGUCAGGUAGGAGAUCCGGUAUUGCGGUGCAAAGCUGCAGAUGUGGAGCCGGCAGCUGUGCAUGGAGCGGAAGUGCAGCGCGUGAUUCGCACCAUGGUAACGGUGAUGCGCAGGCUGAAGUGUGUGGGACUGAGCGCGCCGCAGGUCGGGGUUCCUUUGCGCAUCAUAGCUGUGGAGUAUUCAGAGAAAAUGCUGCAGGAGAACUCUCCAGCUGCCAUCGAGGCCCGUGGUCUGGUCUCAGUACCACUGAAGGUGUUUAUUAAUCCUCAGCUCCGUGUGCUGAACGGACAGACUGUCAACUUCCAGGAGGCCUGUGAGAGCAUCUCGGGCUUCUCGGCUUCUGUUCCACGCUACAUCUCUGUAGAGGUCUCAGGACUGAAUGAAAAAGCCGAACCUGUCACCUGGCAAGUGAGUGGCUGGCCGGCAAGGAUACUGCAGCAUGAGAUGGAUCACCUUGAUGGAAUUCUUUAUGUUGACCGUAUGGACAGUAAAACAUUUAUUAAUGUGAACUGGGAGGAAUACAAUGAGUAACAUUAAAAAAUGUACACAAGCUUGCCAGUGAUUGUGCUUUAAACAGAAAAAAAGUUUUAUUCCAUUACAUAAGUAGACGAAAUGGAAUUUCAUAAUACAGUAAUACAGAAGUGCAAUUAAAAGUAAUGUUUUAAUAAUUUUAUGUUCACUUGUGUGAAGAACCCUCUCACACGAUCUGUUUAUAUCCACAGAAACUUAACACCAUCACUACACAAAAAGCUGAUUUAAGGCAUCUACUUUAGAUUAAUUUACACACCUGAACAGAGCACAUGGCUGACAUUUUUUUCUUGUUUGUUUUUCUGCAGCUGUGCAUUAUCAGAAAAAGCAAUUAGAAUAUAUUUCUUCUGUAGAAAACAUAAUUACAAAGAGACAUUAAGACAUUAAACUGGAGCUUUAGAGCUGUUAGGAACCAUAUCAGUAGUCUCACAAUGCUAUGGCUUUUUCACAACUAUAACACAAAGGUUUUUUUUUUUUUUUUUUAA
This is a messenger RNA of Hemibagrus wyckioides, 1292 nucleotides long. It is a transcript of the gene pdf, whose product is annotated as peptide deformylase, mitochondrial. Gene Ontology annotation, cellular component: mitochondrion. Bases 73 to 810 code for a protein of 245 amino acids. Gene Ontology annotation, biological process: peptidyl-methionine modification; N-terminal protein amino acid modification. Gene Ontology annotation, molecular function: peptide deformylase activity. The transcript is spliced from 3 exons. The record is from RefSeq and is a predicted model, not a curated record. NCBI's taxonomy places the organism in Eukaryota, Metazoa, Chordata, Actinopteri, Siluriformes, Bagridae.